This is a messenger RNA of Colletotrichum truncatum, 606 nucleotides long. RefSeq names its product structural toxin protein. Lineage: Eukaryota; Fungi; Ascomycota; Sordariomycetes; Glomerellales; Glomerellaceae. The record is from RefSeq and is a predicted model, not a curated record.
AUGCAGAUGGAUGGAUAUCCUCAAGUACUACUAAUAUGUAGUCGGAUGUUCAGACGCUCUGCAUCAGCCAUUUCUUUCCACAAUAAACUGUCUGCAGCUACCAUGCUACAGAGCGCAGCUCUAAGCUUCGUCUCUCGAGGAAACUGCAUAUUACGUCACUCUCGAACGCUUCCCCUCUUCUGGGCUGGUACCCCAUUCUUUCAAGGAUCCCCCCAAAAUAGAAUCAGGCUGGCAGUUUCUCACCACCGACACAUCGCGACAACCUCAGCUAUGGCAGACCGCUAUAAGCUUGUGUACACCGUUCCAGCUUCUCACUUGGUUGCGACCAAGGACGCCGUCUUCCAGUCUGGCGCCGGCAUCUACGAUGAAGGCAAAUAUGUCCAGGUGGCUUUCGAGCUCACCGGCCAGGGCCAAUUCAUGCCCGUCGCAGCCGCAGGAGCCAACCCUCAUACUGGCGCCGCUGAUCAGCUCGAACGGGUUUUGGAGUACAGAGUUGAGAUCCUCUGCGUUGGGCAUGAUGUCACAAAGGCUGCAGUAGCAGCUUUGAAAAGCGCGCACCCGUAUGAAGUUCCAGCGCACGAGGUGUACAAAUUGGAAGAUUUCUAA